This is a messenger RNA of Aplosporella prunicola CBS 121167, 303 nucleotides long. RefSeq lists its product as uncharacterized. The record is from RefSeq and is a predicted model, not a curated record. The annotation marks the transcript as partial. Lineage: Eukaryota; Fungi; Ascomycota; Dothideomycetes; Botryosphaeriales; Aplosporellaceae. The transcript has a single exon.
CAAGUCUACUACGAUAGCCUAGACAUUAUAGUAAUUAAGGUACUUACGCUAGCUAGGGAAGUCCUUAUAUUUUUAGUAUAUAUACCUCUAAUCGGCGGAACGCGCCACGCAGCAGAACAAGAAAUACAAGCUACGCUAAGAGUAAUCCAGCAAACAGUUAAAAUAAUACCCCAACGAGGCAUCAUUAUAGGCGGGGACUUUAACAGGCAAGAUCUACUCUAGGGCGGAGACUAAAUAAAACCGUAUUUAGUAGGAGACGCCGCGUCUCUAGUACUCUUUAUACAGGACUAUAAGCUCGAAAGC